Molecule: messenger RNA, 2132 nt
Organism: Aplosporella prunicola CBS 121167
Lineage: Eukaryota; Fungi; Ascomycota; Dothideomycetes; Botryosphaeriales; Aplosporellaceae
Exons: 2
Coding region: 1-1734 (577 amino acids)
Biological process (GO): rRNA base methylation
Cellular component (GO): nucleolus
Molecular function (GO): methyltransferase activity
Source: RefSeq, a predicted model, not a curated record
AUGUCGCUUUAUUAUGAGGCCGCCGCCUUUCUGGAAAAUGCCGACAACGUGGGCGGCUCGUUGACGUCGCGCAUCUAUGGCAAAAAAGGCCUGAAGAGCCGUCCGGCCGCCAUCUACGCUCUCAUCACUGAAGCCACAAAAUGGUCGGCCGCCCUGAAAGACGUGGUAGAGAGAAGUGAUGUUCUGAAGCUGGAGAGGAAGCUCACUCCGCUCCUCGCAACACUCCUAACACAUGACCUUCUGCUCUCCAAAGGCGGCGUCGCCGCACCAGCGAACCAUCCGCUGCGCCUCGCCAUAACACGGCACAAGGCGCGCCUCGGCGCGGAGCUGACCAAGCUGCGCGUCAAGCGGGGCUUCAGCAGCAUCGACGCCUUCCGGCAGUACGUGAACGCGCACUCAGGCUCAGCCGAGGACGCGCCCGGCACGGCCAAGGAGCCCGAGCACCCGCGUUGGGUGCGCGUCAACGCGGUGCGCACGACGCUGGCGAAGCAGCUGCACGGCACCUUUGCCGAGUGGAAGCAGGACGCCAGCCUCGCGGAUGUCAUGGCCGCGAAGGCCGGCGCCAGAGUGCUGCAUCUCGACGCGCAUAUCCCGGACUUGCUUGCCCUGCCGCCGCGGACCGAUCUGUCCAAGUCUCCGGCAUACCGUGCUGGCGAGCUCAUCAUCCAGGACAAGGCGUCUUGCUUCCCGGCGUACCUGCUCAAUGUGCAGCCCGGCGAUGGAGAUGUCAUUGACGGCUGCGCCGCGCCGGGCAACAAGACGACGCAUCUGGCGGCGAUUGUGAGCAAGUUCGGCAAAAAGCAGCAAAAGCAGCAGCAGCAGCAGCAGCGCAUCUGGGCGUGCGAGCGCGACAAGCGCCGCUCAGGCAUCCUGGAGAAGAUGGUGCAGCUCGCGGGCGCCGAUAAACUCAUCGCCAUCAAAGCCAGCCAAGACUUCAUGGACCUGAAUCCCAAAGACGAGGCGGUCAGCGCCGUCGGCGCCAUUCUGCUCGACCCCAGCUGCUCGGGCAGCGGCAUCGUCGGCCGCGACGACGACGUCAAGCUCGUGCUGCCGAGCGCUAGUACAAACAACAGCAGCAACGGCCACGCAAACGCACGCGGCAAGAAGCGCAAGCGCAACCAGUCCCAGACUCAGGCGCAAGUCCAGGACCAACCCACCACGACCAUCACCGCAGACGAGCCCGCCCUCCCCCUCGAGGAAGAAGAAACGCCCGACGACGCCGCCGGCUCCUCCUCCGACGCACAGCACCACGCGCGCCUCAUCAGCCUCGCCUCCUUCCAGCUCAAGAUCCUCCUGCACGCAAUGCGCUUCCCCGCGGCGCGCAAGCUCACGUACUCGACGUGCAGCAUCCACGGGAUCGAGAACGAGGGCGUCGUGCUGAGCGCGCUGCGCUCGGGCGUAGCGCUGAAGCGGGGCUGGCGGCUGCUGAGAAGGGAGGAGCAGGUUGAGGGGAUGCGCGCGUGGGGCGUUAGGGGCGAGCGAGGCGCUUGUGAGGAGUGGGUGGAAAGGGAGGGGGAGGGUGUGGCGUUGGGGGAGGUCGAGGGGAGGGAUGUCGCGGACGCGUGCUUGAGGUGUCGCAAGGGGACGGAGGAGGGGACGAUGGGCUUUUUCGUUGCGGCGUUUGUGAGGGAGGGGGAGGAUGGGGAUGCUGAGGGAGAGGGAGAGAGAGAGGGAGGAGAAGACGAAGGCGACGAGGACGAGGACGAGUGGAGCGGCUUCAGCGAUGGUGAUUGAAUGAGUGGUCACUCACUGUCUGUAUCUUCACCACUUUUCCACCACAAUCCCACCACAAGCACACGUCAAACCCCUCAAUCAAUCAACCCCUCAAUCAGUCAAUCACAGACACACACAAACCGCAACCACUCUUACCCAUCUAGCCAACACAGUGAGUGCAGUCGACGUCAAACAUUGAGCAUUUCCAGGGACAGGGGGGGGGUUCGGGAAGGAUUUCGAAAUUCACGGGGGCCCCUGUUCGAUGUUGUGGCGGAAUGGCGCUAGGGCUUUUGGGCUAGCGUGGUGGGGUGUGGGGGGCCUAGGGUUUGGAGGGUCUGACAUGACAGUGACAUCUGCCAUAUCGCGGAUACCUUAGGUAGGUAGUGGAGUAGACGGAUAAAUGGAGAGAGGAUACGGGG